Messenger RNA from Sabethes cyaneus, 2389 nucleotides. RefSeq names its product phosphoinositide 3-kinase adapter protein 1 (gene stumps). Gene Ontology annotation, cellular component: cytosol. Lineage: Eukaryota; Metazoa; Arthropoda; Insecta; Diptera; Culicidae. The record is from RefSeq and is a predicted model, not a curated record. The transcript is spliced from 10 exons. Gene Ontology annotation, molecular function: fibroblast growth factor receptor binding; transmembrane receptor protein tyrosine kinase adaptor activity. The coding region runs from base 262 to 2286 and encodes 674 amino acids.
UAGUGAACUGUUCACUUAUUUGUUCUCACGUUAUCUCUGCUAUAGUAUUAAUUAUAUUUAAAAAAUUCUAGCAAUAGGCUAUAGUUAGUAAACUUUUAGUAAUAGGCAUUACGGUUAGGAACGCGUUGAAAUACGUUACAAUAGCAUAUACGCAUCCCAUAACUGAUAUGUGAGUGAAUGUUUCAUGUUUCCUGAUCGUUUUCAACAAGCGCAGUGAGAUUAGCCUGAAAUAUUGGAAGGCAGAAGCUGACGCCGUAACUAAUGAAUGAUCAUAGGAUGUUUUCAGAUAAUCCCAAUUACUUCGACGAAGAAGUUGCAGCUAAUAGUGUGGAUGCCAGCGACAGAAGUUUUCUUUUGUUCAUGAAGCGCAAUUCAGUUGACAAACCUGCAAAACAAGAAGAACAAAAACAAGUUCCAGUUCGUAAACGCCUAGCUUGUUCAAAAUUUCUACGCUAUCGUAGCAACAGUACUACUUCAUCGCAAAUGAAGUCUUGCGUGUAUACUACACCACAGUAUUAUAAUGACAUCAGUAUUAAAAACCAUAUUGAAAAUGACUCUUCUUUUGCACAGAAAGAAAGUAAUAUAAAAGUUGCGGAUGUGAAACAACGACACACUCCUCGAAAUGGGCAAAGGACAACAAUAUGUAAUGAUUCAUUGAUUCCUGAAACGAGAAGACACUCAAUUGGAACAAUUGACUUAAAAGAAUGUUUGAAAAAACAAGUAAUCUCGGAUGAGGUCCCAGAAAUGAUGGCACCAAAAGCACCUAUAGAUUUAUAUAAAGAAGGUGCACAUUCGCUUUCAACAAUGGAUGAUAUUUUGUUUGUCACAGCCCGGCAUAACGAGCAAGCAUUUAUGUGGGCAAAUCAUUUAAAAACAUGUUUUGACAAAAUCACGAAACAAAGAGGAAAGAUACCAUUUAAUUUCCUGCAUGUCAGAAUUGAUGAAAACCAAGUUAAUCAACAGUUAGUACAGCGGAGUCUUUCUACAAAAUUGCAAGUUAUUAUUGUCUGUCCUGUAAUGCUUACAUUGUCAACCCAAUAUUUACAUUCAACUUUAGUAUCAAUAUUGAAACCAGAGCAAGUUUUGGGACUGUUGUUGAAUGUUACAGAAAUCUGUGCAUUCGAAAACCACAAGGAUACCUUUCCAGGCUAUAAUAAAUGGCGGACGUGUGUGGCAGGAGAUCAUGAGCAGUCAUUUUUGAGUGAAUUACUUGGUAUUGCAACCGAUAUUCUAGGAUGCGCACUACGUCAGCAACCACACUGCUAUGAUCCAAAUGUUGCUUCGUUGUAUAAACCUUCUUCUCCCACUGGACUUCAUGAUAUGUUCACACUUUUUCCUAGAAAAGUCAAGAUCGGGCAAAACAAAAUUCUCGCUAUCUUUGCGGAGCCCCUGGUGAAAAAUGAUUGGAUUAAAAUCAAAAUUGAAAAAAAUAAUGAAAUUAUAGAAAUUACAAACAUUAAGCGACGGAAUCCUUAUAUAAUUCAAUUUAGUAUACCAGAUUCUUGCAUGGAAAUUUCUAUGAUGGUUGGGGUUCGUUUGGAAAAAAACAAUAUUGACCUCGGUUGUCGGGCACUGAAAUGUGAAAGUCAAUUUCGUGAAUUGGAGCAAAUUUUGAGAACACAGAAUUCACCAAUGGAGUUUUUAUGUCAGGCAACCGGAAUUGCAAUCUCAGAUCGUGACAAAUUGGAUUCACAUCUUUUGCAAGCAUUUCAAAAAAAUGUUCCCACUAAUUUUCAUUUACUGAAUUACGCUGAUAGUGAAAAAAAAUCUAAAUCACACAGAGAAGCAAGCCCUGAGGAAUAUCCAACACUGCUACAUUUUGCUGCAUAUUGGGGACUCGAACGCUUAUGUCUCCAACUCUUAGAAUGUCCUGGGGGUGACAUUGCUUGUGAAAUGAGAAAUAUAUCUGCUCGUACGCCAAGUGAUAUGGCCGAUCUUGGAGGACACUAUAAGCUAGCAGAUAGCAUUAAAAAUUUUUCGAAAAUGCACGAGUUCACCACCAUGUACCAUUACUUUAAAGGAAUUAGUGAUUUUUCUCCGAACAAAAUUAUUAUCGAACCGCUGUCAAACUGUGAAAACUCAAUACCAUCGUCAACACCAUCAUCAGCUACUUUGAUGGUAUCGGGACAAUUAAAACAGCAGCAGCCGAAUGAAGGAUAUAUGGAAAUGAAUGCUAGCGGUAGCGAUGCUGAAUCUAUUAGUAACGAUGCAUUGAACACAGUUGCAAAUUUAAAUUAUUUAAUAGUGGAUACUGUUCACAGUGUCAUGAGACAUGAGCGAACAUGACACUUCACGAAACGAAUUAAAAAUGUCGGAAUUCCAAUAUGCUGAUACUAACGAUAUCGAUAAAAGCGAUUUGUUUAGUCAGGAGUGUUCCAAUUUGUUAGAG